Juglans regia (Persian walnut) is the source of this 1665-nucleotide messenger RNA. RefSeq names its product protein FAR1-RELATED SEQUENCE 5-like. The record is from RefSeq and is a predicted model, not a curated record. Bases 1 to 1665 code for a protein of 554 amino acids. The transcript is spliced from 3 exons. Lineage: Eukaryota; Viridiplantae; Streptophyta; Magnoliopsida; Fagales; Juglandaceae.
AUGGAGAAAGGGGAAGAAAGCACAAGGCCUACCAGCAGUGCUACAAGGCCUGCUAGCACUACUGCAAUGACCCAGCUUCCAACAGGAGUACCGUUUAGACCACCAAUUGCCUAUCCUUAUGCUCCUCCAAUUCCCUAUCCGGGAUGUUCAAGUAAUUCUAAGGACAUGACAGAACCCUCCUCGUCUACUAGGCCAGAACCCUCAUCGUCUACUAGGCGAACGUUGUUUUCUUCUGAAAGCAAUACUUAUCAGGAUAGUUCAAAUGUGGGAGACGAGUUCAUUGAACAAGAGCAGGAGUUUGAUAAUUCAGUGGUUGAGGAAGUACCAUCAAUGGUUGAGGAAGUACCAUCGAGCAGCCAUGGAAAUGACGAUGAUGGUGUUAUAGAGCCGAGGCCGGGGAUGUCAUUUAAAACUGAGCAUGAGCUUUUAGACUUCUAUAAGAAAUAUGGAAAACAGAUUGGGUUUGAUGUAAUGACCCAAAGAAGUAAAAGGGAAGACGAUGUGAGUGUUAGGUAUUUAACACUUGGUUGUGCUCGUGGUGGUAAGGCAAGGAACCGUACCUCGAAUGUUUCUAAACCACGGCCGACAACAAAGACGGAUUGUAAGGCUAAGAUUAAUGCAAUCGUGCUUGAUGGGGUGUUGCGUAUAACUAUUGUUGAUAAUGCACACAACCAUGGGUUAAGUCCAAGAAAGGCAAGGUUUUUUAGAUGUAAUCGUGCUAUCGAUGCUUCUGUAAAAAGACAACUAGAUAUCAACGACAAGGCAGGAAUAAGUAUGGCUAAAAGUUUCAACUCGUUGGUUGUCGAGGCAGGUGGAUAUGAUAAUCUUCCAUUUGUUGAGAAGGAUGCGCGGAAUUAUAUUGAUAAGGCCCGACACCUUAGGCUUGGUAAAGGAGGUGCUGAUGCACUCCGUGGCUACUUUGAGAGAAUGCAGUAUAAGAAUGAUGGGUUCUAUUCCUUGAUGGAUUUAGACGACGAGGGAAGAUUAAAGAAUGUUUUUUGGGCCGAUGCACGUAGUAGAUCAGCAUAUGGCUAUUUUGGAGAUGUUGUGACAUUUGACACAACAUACCUAACAAAUAGAUAUGGCAUGCCAUUUGCCCCUUUCGUAGGUGUUAACCAUCAUGGACAAUCAAUACUUUUUGGAGUAGGUUUGAUUUCAAGUGAAGAUACUAAUACAUUUGUUUGGUUGUUUGAGACUUGGUUGAAAUGUAUGGAUAUGAGAGCACCAAAUGCUAUCAUCACUGACCAGGAUAGGGCCAUGAAAAAUGCCAUAGCAAUAGUCUUCCCGAAGACCCGACACAGGUAUUGUUUAUGGCACAUUAUGCGAAAACUACCAGAGAAGUUAGGUUCCCAUUCUAAAUAUAAUGAUGGAUUGAAGAGCGCAUUACACAAAUGUGUUUAUGAUUGCCAAACUUCUGAAGAGUUUGAGAAGUCUUGGGAGGUGUUCCUUGAUACGUAUAAUUUGCAUGAGAAUGUAUGGCUUCAAAGUCUAUAUACUGAGAGGAUGCAUUGGGUUCCUGUAUAUCUUAAAGAUACAUUUUGGGCUGGAAUGAGCAUAACUCAAAGAAGUGAGAGCAUUAAUGCAUUUUUUGAUGGUUUUGUGCAUUCGGGGACAACGUUAAAAGAGUUCGUUGAUCAGUUUGACAAUGCAUUGAGAAAGAGAUGA